AUGCUUUACCCCCACGGCGCAAAGCAAUGCGAAUACCAGUACCCGUUCGAGACGGUCCGCGAGUUCAUCGACUUCUGCCAAAAGCUGACGCGCUUCGGCGAGUCGGGCACGUAUGGCUUCCUGCCGCACCUCAACAACCGCGCGCCGGUCGAGCUGAUCAUCAACGCGAUCACGACCGAGGCGCGCCAGCAGAUGGUCUUCCGCCAGUUCGAGGGCCUCUUCCCGAUGGCGCUCUGGUUCGUCCCCGGCAUUCCGCAAGCCUGGCAGUGGACGCUUCUCGCUCCGUACAUCAAGUCUUGUCCGAAGGAGAACCCCCACAUCGAGUGGCAGAACUUCCCGGCGUUGACCAUCAAUAACAACCCAAACGCCACGAGGCCCGAUAGCAAAGCCGCUGUGUCGACCAACGUGACGCAGCUAUCGCACCCCGGCGAUGAGAUCAGCCUCACGUGGGAAAUUCCAGGCAAGACGGUCGGUCCUAAUGGAAGUUACGUUACCACGACGUCCGCUGGUCCUCCGAAGUUCGCGCUAUGGGUUGAUCAGAUCAACGCGACGUACACGCCCUUGUACAGCAUCAACGGUACCAGCGCGUUCACGAAGCAGCCCGACGGCAACGUGUUCGGCGACAACACGGCAUACAUCUGGAACGAUACUAUGUUCAUCGCGAUCACGGACAACGACCCCUACGUCACGCCGUUCAACCUCUCGAAUAUCAACUACAACGUCGUUGCUGGUCCUGCCAUCUACCAGUCUGGCUGA
Messenger RNA from Coniophora puteana RWD-64-598 SS2, 756 nucleotides. RefSeq lists its product as uncharacterized. The record is from RefSeq and is a predicted model, not a curated record. Bases 1 to 756 code for a protein of 251 amino acids. The transcript is spliced from 6 exons. NCBI's taxonomy places the organism in Eukaryota, Fungi, Basidiomycota, Agaricomycetes, Boletales, Coniophoraceae.